Messenger RNA from Clarias gariepinus (North African catfish), 2730 nucleotides. RefSeq names its product C1q and TNF related 6b (gene c1qtnf6b). The transcript has 3 exons. The coding region runs from base 109 to 849 and encodes 246 amino acids. Gene Ontology annotation, molecular function: protein binding. The record is from RefSeq and is a predicted model, not a curated record. Lineage: Eukaryota; Metazoa; Chordata; Actinopteri; Siluriformes; Clariidae.
AGAGAGAGAGAGAGAGAGAGAGAGAGAGAAUUUCCAGCUGAUCACUGGAAACCAGCAGCAGUAGCAGCAGCACUCGGAUCAGCUGCAUGACUAUCCUGCGGUGUGGUCAUGGCUGGAUUCUUUCUACCUGUGCUGUUGCUUCUCCCCCUGGUGGUCUCUGUCCCCUCCCCUUCCAGGUCACCACCUACCAAAUACUGCCGCAGGUGCUGUGAUCACCUGGACCCACCUCUUGUCAACUCGCCUCGUCCCGUGGCCUAUCAGACGCCAGAAGUUCGGACGUUCAUCAACAUGACCAUUCUCAAAGGAGAUAAAGGCGAUCGAGGUGAGAGAGGAACUCCAGGGAAGGCAGGAGCGGAAGGUCCUCCAGGUUCCAGAGGUGCCAUCGGCCCUAAAGGCAGCAAAGGCCAAGCCGGAGCACCAGGAGACCCCUGCAAGACACAGCACUCAUCCUUCUCGGUGGGCCGCAGGAAGGCCCUCCACAGCGACGACUAUUACCAGGCGCUGCUCUUCGACACCGUCUUCGUCAACCUCGACGAACACUUCAACAUGUUCAAAGGCAAGUUCUACUGCUAUGUGCCGGGUAUUUACUUCUUUAACAUCAACAUCCACACGUGGAACUUCAAGGAGACCUACCUACACCUGAUGCAGAACGAACGCGAGCAGGUGAUCCUGUAUGCGCAACCCAGUGACCGGUCCAUCAUGCAAAGCCAGAGCGUUAUGCUUACCCUCGAGCUUAACGAUGAAGUCUGGGUGCGCCUCUUCAAGCGCGAGCGUGAGAAUGCCAUUUACAGCGAUGACGUUGACGUCUACAUCACCUUUAAUGGCUACCUGGUGGCUCCUGCCGCGUAAAAAAAAAGGGCGCUGUAAGGAUGGUUUCCCGAUACUGAGAGUGGGAAUUAUGGAUUGAGGCUUCUCUCAGGGAAAACGCGUGCCAAUGGAGUUCUCUGAAGAGGAAGGAAACAGUGCUAAUUUAAUAAUAACAAUGUAUUAGGUACAUUUAGUUGACAGGUGAUUUACAUAUUGGUGCUAAAACUAGCUGACUAACUAACGACUCAAUUUGGUACCUUUGGUACAUUUUGGCCCUUUAUUUUGCUGCGUUACAUAUGAUUGAUUUGGCUGCAGAGCAGCUUCAUUAACUUAUCAGUGGGCAAAGGUGUGCAGAAUAUCCUUCAAGUCUUCUUAGAAGCUUUUUUUCUGAGCACAGAAUUGUUCAUUGUGAAAGGAAACCAGGUCACCUGUACUGUAUUUGUCCUUCCAAAAAAAAAAAUAUCCAUCACUUCCUGAAAGGGGGUUGAGUGGAAAAUACUCCAGACUUACAUAAGCAUUUGGCCCGGCUCAUCGUCUUUACUUUUUACAGUGUCUCUGGAACCAGUCUGGUCUGUUUUGUUGAGGUCUUUGCUUAUACCAGCUGGACAGGCUUUUUCAAUGCCAUUAAAACCAAUACAGAGUGACAGGAGUGAAGGUGCAGCAGCAGCAAUACCUGUGCAGGAACCAAAAACCCAACCCAUCCUGCUAACUGGCAAAAAAAAAAAAAGCAGUCAAAUUUUGGCAGUCAUAACAUAAUCAUCCUGUCUUUUUUUUUUUUUUCUUUUUAAAUGCAUGAAUAAGGCAUAAGGUAGUUGGCAUGUGGUACAUGAUAAAUCCAUUAUGAAGUGAUGCGGUUAGAUGAACCAUGUAAAUUUUAUUCCCAUUCAGUUUACUGUUGCUGUAAUGACCUACACCUGGAUUUUAGAUAUAUAUUCAUUGGUAUAAAUGAUCAGCUGCCUAUAAUAGUAGUAUAAGCAGUCGGCUGGCUGUUUAUCAAUUAGAAUAACAAUUGUUUUUGUCCUUUGGUGCAUUUUAGUAGAUGUUUAAUUUGGGUGCCAAAUAGUAAUAAUUUAAAGGCUACAUUAAUUAAAUUGAUUGUUUUUAGUUAGAUGUUGGGUGAUAUGAAGUGACCUAAACAGUGUACAAUCAAUAAGACAAAUAUGAUUAUGCACAAAAUCAGUAAUAUUAUUGCAAUUCUGUGGUUAAAGUGGUUUUAAAAAGAGUGGUUUAAAAUAUUCUUGUAUUGGCAGGUUUUAUUUGUCACUUCUCUCGCUGCACCUAUAUCAGAUUAGAGAAUUUUGUGAUUGCCCUGAAAACAGCAUUUCGGCAAGAAGAAGAAAACUUGGCUGAUGACCAACCAAAUUAGCAUUACAGAUUUGAUGCGCUUCUAAACUAUGCUUGCAAAAGCCUGAAAGCUUUUAUACUUGCUUUGAUGUUAAGAUAAUGCACACGGAGGGAUUAAUUCUGAACAUGAUUUAGCACUUAAGUAUGACAAAAAGGAGGCUUAAUGGCAAAAUGUCCCUAAAGAAUAGCCAACUGGCGAUGAAUUUUAAACAACUUGGCACAGUAAAUGUGCUUUUCUGACUCAUAUAUCGAUACACCCCAUUACUCAUGAUUGCACUGUGUGAAGCCCACACUGUCACAUAGUGGACUGCUAGGAUGGGACGACAUGGAGGAACUUGGGGUCAGCAGAACAUUGUGGAAAUAAACAGAGUGCCGUAAAAGUGUCUAAACUGAACCGUCUUAAGACAGUGCCGGUGAUGUUGAUUGGAGCUGAAAGAAAAAGAGGCCACCCAUCUGUCUCUGGAAGGAAACCCAGCUGCGUUAGAGCUGCUGUGUUUAUAGACACCAGAAACAGGAAACCAGACCAACUAUCUGUAAUCACAACCAGGGAACAAGUCAGUAAGAGAGAGUAAUGAAGGA